GGGUGGGGGGAGCGGCGGGCAGGCCGGGCAUGGCGUCGAUGGCGGCGGCGAUCGCGGCCUCGCGCUCGGCGGUCAUGAGCGGGAACCGGCCUCUGGACGACCGGGAGCGGAAGCGCUUCACCUACUUCUCGUCGCUGAGCCCCAUGGCCAGGAAGAUCAUGCAGGACAAGGAGAAGAUCCGCGAGAAGUACGGGCCCGAGUGGGCGCGGCUGCCGCCCGCGCAGCAGGACGAGAUCAUCGACCGGUGCCUGGUGGGGCCGGGCGCCCCGGCGCCCCGCGCCCCCGGGGACCCCGGGGACUCCGAGGAGCUGGCGCGCUUCCCCGGCCUGCGCGGGCCCACGGGCCAGAAGGUGGUGCGCUUCGGGGACGAGGACAUAACUUGGCAAGAUGAGCACUCUGCCCCUUUCUCCUGGGAAACGAGGAGUCAGAUGGAGUUCAGCGUGUGCUCCUUGUCUAUCCAAGAGCCGGGCAGCGGCCCGGCUGGUGAGCUGAGGCAGUCUAAAGCCUCCCAGGGCUCGCAGGCCCUCCGGCCCUCCCAGGGCGGCAAGUCCUCCAGCCUGGAUGCCCUGGGUCCCGCCCGGAAGGAAGAGGAAGCUUCCUUCUGGAAGAUCAACGCCGAGCGCUCCCGGGGAGAGGGGCCUGAGGCCGAGUUCCAGUCGCUGACCCCCAGCCAGAUCAAGUCCAUGGAGAAGGGUGAAAAGGUCUUGCCUGCCUGUUACCGGCAGGACCCCGCCCUGAAGGACAGGGAGGCCAAGGCCGAAAGGCCCGGCAACCUCCGCCAGGAGCAGCGCGGCCUCCCCUGCGUCAGCAUCGAGCCCGAGAGACCUCAGCUCGUCCAGGCCCGCCCCAGCACCACCCCGUCUGAGCCUGAGGGGAAGCUUUCUUCUCCCGAGGCCAGGCGGGAGGACGUGGAGGACGUAGAAGACUCUCUGUUCUCGGAACCCAUGCCUACACAGGUCACCUCAAGUAAUGUCGUCUUGAAGACAGGAUUUGAUUUUCUGGACAACUGGUAAAAUGUAUCAGACAACCAAAUAAUAAUAAUAAAACCAAGAACCCCUAAAUGUUUUCCAAAGUGGUGUGGUGGAGGAGGAUAAAAAAAAAAAGGGCAAUAUUUUCCUGGCUUCUGUACGCUUUUUUCUUAAUCAUUUGGAAACUGGUAAAUAUCGCCUUGUCCGGAUUUCCAGAUUUUUCUCUUUUUUGGUAAGGCCAGAUACAUAUGCUAUUUUCAGUGAUUUGAUAAACAGAAGUUUUACAUUUGGAAUUUUUAAACGACCGGUAAGGCAUUGAGUAGGUCUCGUGAAUAAAGCCUCUGUUCCCAAUUCCACCCCAUUUUCCCCCCCUCCCUGGAGAAAGAGUUUUCUCAUCGUGUCCCCAAAACCAUAAAAGCGAUUUCCGUCGCUUUCUCCUUUAGCCUCUCCCCUUUUGAAAUGAGCGGCGUGCGCUUUGCUAGGUGGCUGUCGGUGAUGCCCUCGGCUGUGGCGGCCUCAGUGUGCCGGGCUGGCCGUGACCGCGGGAAGAUUCCUCCCCACCCAGCAUUCCCGGAUGCCCAGGGCUCCCUGACGCCACGCCCCUUGCAUCGUGUGCCACGCUCUACCCUCACGUCAUUUCCAGGAACCCCACUGUUGGCACAUAGCAGAGAUGGUCUUCAAGCCGCCCUGAUCCGUACUCGAGCUGUCCGUCGUCGUUUAAGAAGAGUCGCAUGUUUAAAA
Messenger RNA from Herpailurus yagouaroundi (jaguarundi), 1709 nucleotides. It is a transcript of the gene CUNH1orf198, whose product is annotated as chromosome unknown C1orf198 homolog. The transcript is spliced from 4 exons. NCBI's taxonomy places the organism in Eukaryota, Metazoa, Chordata, Mammalia, Carnivora, Felidae. The record is from RefSeq and is a predicted model, not a curated record. The coding region runs from base 30 to 1013 and encodes 327 amino acids.